GUCAUUCACAGACUAAUUCAUGUUUGUCAGAUAACUUCGACAUCGUCUUUACUGUAGACAAUUUAUUAAUAUGGAAAGCAAGCUAUUAAGCGUUAAAAACGGAGAAGAUGGUUCUGAAGAAUCAGAUGAACCAACUUAUGAAUCGAAAGAAAAUAAAAAAGGAUUUAUGGAAGCACUUACGGACCUUUUACAAAAACUAGAUGAAACAGAUAUCAGCAGUUUUUUGAAUUAUUUAGAUUCCCAUUCUACAUCAAGGGUUGAAAAAAUACACUCAUUAUUAGAGCAUAAAGAUGAAGUUGUCAGUCGAAUUGGACCUCAAACUGAAAUAGCUAGAAGAGUACUCCAACAACUUGAGCAGCGGCAUGUUACAGAAUAUAAUAGAUUUCUUCGACAGGUGCAAAAAUGGAAACCAUUACGGCUUAAGCUGCUGACGUCCUUAAGGGAAGCUGCUGAUAUAAUAGACAGAGACUGCAAGUUAACAACAGUAGCUCGCCUUUCAUCAACUACCAUUGAUAUCGUAGGUUCGGUAUUUGGCUUGUUUUUAAAUUCAGAAUCAAAGUGGAAAUCUGAAGUAUUUAAAGCUGCUUCUAUAUCUGGAGCCUUUGGGCUUUUCUUUACGGUGCUAGAAGUACAGCGUACGCAUUCCAAACUGACGGAAAUUUUGAGUUGCAUAGAAGAAGACAAGAUUGCAUUCAAACCAAUUGCUAGUUGGUUGCGCGAUUCUGAAGAAUUAGAUGCUGCUAUCCAAAGCUUAUUUCCAUAUGGCAUCGACAAAAGUUUAGUCAGAGAAAUACAUUAUUCUGCUGCCAAACUUGAUGGAUAUUUGAAGUUUUUUAAAGCCGGUCUUCUUUCCAAUGUUCGUAAGAACAGAAAUCUCAUAAAAGAUGUAGAUUUUCUAAACAGUCUGAAAUUAUUUGCUGAAAGCGAAGUAGCAUCGAUAUGGUGGGAUAGUGUGUUCUUUAGGAAUGAUCCCAUUCAACUGGAUUUUGCAAGAAUGAUCACUCAGUUUGAGUUUGGUCAAGCAAGUGGCAUUAUCAUGCAAAGUAUUCCUGCUUUACCUCUGGAACAACAAAGGCUAGGUUCUUUGCCUGUAAUUGGAAGAAUAGGUCUUAAUCUUUUAACAGUAAUUGAAACAUUUAGAGAUUUGAGGCAGGGAGCAAAGUCUAAAUAUGCAUAUGCAUUGAGAAAGAUAAUGACUGAAAUGCAGAAUGAAUUCGAUAGCAUCACAAACCUAGUGCUACAUUUGAAGCCAAGGAGACAAGAUUAGACUUUUGAGCCCAAAACUAGAAUUUAAUGUAUAAAGAGUUAACUGUUUCAACUUCUUGUGGAAUCGCAUAUAUGUUUUUCGGAUAUAUAUAUUGAAUGAACUGCAAUUAUAUAAAAAAUAAUUUGUGUUACAUUAAUUACAUUUGCCUUAUUCCAGUUUACAUUAUAUUUGUCUUCAACUAUUCUGUCAUAUCUUGUUACUUCACUUGUAUAUUGUGAUGGACUUUUCAAACUUUAAUAAAAUAUUUACAUGGUAAAUGAAAUUGUAAUAAAAUAGUGUGCAUUAAAAUAAAAAGAACUCCAAUGUUAA
This is a messenger RNA of Stegodyphus dumicola, 1576 nucleotides long. RefSeq lists its product as uncharacterized. NCBI's taxonomy places the organism in Eukaryota, Metazoa, Arthropoda, Arachnida, Araneae, Eresidae. The record is from RefSeq and is a predicted model, not a curated record.